Messenger RNA from Haliotis rufescens (red abalone), 1708 nucleotides. RefSeq names its product molluscan insulin-related peptide 3-like. The coding region runs from base 19 to 375 and encodes 118 amino acids. The transcript has 3 exons. The record is from RefSeq and is a predicted model, not a curated record. NCBI's taxonomy places the organism in Eukaryota, Metazoa, Mollusca, Gastropoda, Lepetellida, Haliotidae.
CCCCAGGAACCACCAGCUAUGUCCAUCCAUGUCCUAUGGUCGAUCUGCUUGGUGUUCGGACUGCUGUGUGGUGCGCGGCCGGUAUACGCAGGAACGACACGUGUUUGUUUCCUCAAUGAUCGCAACCCCGACCCCAGGGGUAUCUGCAACAAUGUCCCUGAACAAGUGUCGAAAAUCUGCAGUGUAUACGGGAGAAGCGUGCGUUCAGUUGAUGGCGAGUCAGGCCAGGAAUUAGUGAAGUACAGAGCGUCCAAGAAGUCUGCGUUCUCCUUCCUGGACAAGCGGACCGGAUCGCAGGGAUUUAUCUGCGAGUGUUGCUGGAAUCAAUGUUCUGGCCGUGAGCUUGUGGAGUACUGCCAUGCCGGUCAACAGUAACUGUGAACACAAGCGUUUACGUGACCUAAAGUGCCCUUUAAGCUGCAGCUUAGUGUCAUACAUAUUCGCCAGACACCCUGUAUAAAUAGUCGACCAUGAACACAUUCGAACGAAGGUUGGUUGGAAAUGUGUCAUAUUUAACAUGUCAUUGUGUUAAAUAUACUGAUAGUAAUUAUUUUUGUCAGUUGCCCAAAUAUACACGAACGUCUUAGAGGAAACGUUUAUCACAAAAAUGGAUGUUUUCAACAAAGGAAAUUUUGUAUAAUAUAAUUUUGCUAUGAACGAAUGUUACAUGUCAGCCAGUCAUACAGUCGUCUAAAGGGUAAAACGAUCCUCCACACACAAAAACAAAAACAAAAUAUAACCACAAAUUAUUGAAUUAAGAUUAUACUUUUUAAAAUAGUUUUAAUACAUUUUGAACAGUUUACAAAAGACCAUAUUUUCAUAGUAACACGUGUGACCCACUCAACUUUGGCGCCGCAUAUCGCUGUACAGAGUUGCCUCCCUUGGACGUGCCCGAAUCUACAUUCGUGACCAACUCGUGCCAUUCCGGGACAAGCAUAAUGUAGCCGUGUUGGCUACGGAAACAUAUACGCGUGGUGGCGAAUGGGAAAUCUGUUGUGGCUAUGAGUAUUUCUAGGUUUGUCACUGCCAUAUUCGGGCUUAGCGCUACGAUUGACGUAAGUCUGUAUUAAAGUAUGGGAGCUACGAUCGACUUAGCGCUAAGCUCGCUUUGUGGUACAGGGCCCUACGUGACUUCGGGCUUCGUUCCUACCUGUGAUGACACGCUGUGGCAUAACUGAAAUACCCUUAGUGCCGGUAGAUCCAACUCCUGUAGUCAUUCUUAAGCUCCGCCCCAGAGCGUGAUACCCCCGUUAACUUCCAGGUAUCAUGGUCUAUAGAGAGCCCGCGAACGGACUAUCCCUGUGAGGAGCUUGAAUGAGCACAUUCUACUCUACUCAAAGCGCAACUGUUCCUAUGUCGGUUUUGAGGUUGUCAAAGACUGGGAAAGCUAUAGGCUUUACUUAGUUUCGUUCAAUAUCCUAUAAAAAGCUAUCCUAUAAUUUUGUGAAAGGAGAAAUUCGAUUCCGGAAAAUGAUUAUUUCACAACCACGACCACUGGAUCUGAAAACUUACGUGUGUGAAUAUUGUGUGCCAAUAAACAUGGAUUGGACCAUUAGUUACCUCCUAGGAUUUGGCUUGUGUUUGAAUAUGAAGAGUGAGUGAGUGAGUUGGGUUUAACGCCGCUUUUAACAAUAUUCAAAUUAUAUCGCGGCGUGUCAGCGUAAUGUGAGAGGAAAGCCCGAAGUGAUGCAGAUCUCAGACGUUUACC